CAUACCGCCUGCGCCUUCCUGCCCGCGGGUCUCGGCACCAGGCCUUCAAGGCCCCUCUCCCGCCUCACACUCGGCCGCCCCACCGCCCCGCCAAAUGCAGGCCGCCGUCGCCCUCCCCGAGGAGAUCCGUUGGCUCCUGGCAGAUGCUGAGGAGUUUCUGGCGGAAGGUUUGAGGAAUGAGAACCUCAGUGCUGUUGCCAGGGACCACAGAGACCACAUUCUUCGGGGCUUUCAGCAAAUCAAAACUAGGUACUAUUGGGAUUUUCAGCCCCAAGGGGGAGACCAAGCUGAAAAUUACCUUGGACAGGACAGCUCCGAUGAUAAUCACAGUGGAACUCAUGGCCCUUCUCUCACAUCAGAUGCACCUUUUUUGUCAGAUUAUCAAGAUGAGGGUAUUACACUAAAAACGUUGGCUUGA
Molecule: messenger RNA, 418 nt
Organism: Pteropus alecto (black flying fox)
Lineage: Eukaryota; Metazoa; Chordata; Mammalia; Chiroptera; Pteropodidae
Product: src kinase-associated phosphoprotein 1
Exons: 5
Coding region: 95-418 (107 amino acids)
Cellular component (GO): cytoplasm; plasma membrane
Source: RefSeq, a predicted model, not a curated record